AUGUCUUUAUCACCUAGACACGAUAUGUCCAUGAUGAUGGAAGAGGAUAAAUCAUGCAAAGUUUCAAUGUUCUGGAAUUGGUAUACUACAGGCUCAUGUUUUAUAUCAGAAUCAUGGCAUGUUAAAUCUACUGGUGGUUUUGUCGGAACUUGUUUGGCAAGUUUCUUUUUGGUGCUUUUCCUACAGUGGUUACAUAGGUUUAACAAAGAAGUGGACCUUGCCAUCGCCAAUAGACCACAUUUUGAUGUUUUCUUCAAAAACGGUGAACUUGUUGAUGGCGAAUUGGUUGACGCAAAGACACUAGAAUUUGAAACCCCAAACACAAGAAACCCAUUCUUGGUUGCUCUUUCACAUACUUGGCUAUUGAGAAGAGGCAAGACAACUAUGUUUGAACAUUUAAUCAGAUGUGUGCUUUAUGUUAUUGAAUGGGGAUUGGCAUACUUUGUCAUGUUGUUGUUCAUGUACUACAAUGGAUAUGUCAUUAUAUCCUCUUUGCUUGGUGCAUUUGUUGGUAGAUUAUUGUUUACAUAUAAUUCGGACCCAGCAUCAUCAAGAGUUGAAGAAGAGGCCAGUUGUUGUCUGUAA
Candida tropicalis MYA-3404 is the source of this 585-nucleotide messenger RNA. RefSeq names its product copper transporter family protein. Lineage: Eukaryota; Fungi; Ascomycota; Pichiomycetes; Serinales; Debaryomycetaceae. Gene Ontology annotation, molecular function: copper ion transmembrane transporter activity. Gene Ontology annotation, biological process: copper ion transmembrane transport. The record is from RefSeq and is a predicted model, not a curated record. Gene Ontology annotation, cellular component: membrane. The coding region runs from base 1 to 585 and encodes 194 amino acids. The transcript has a single exon.